AAUACAACCACAACCCAACUAUCCUAUCUGCCUACAACAAUCAAGCAAUCGGUCAAUCGUUGCUGGUCAGAUUUCUCUGCAAAGAAGAGACGUGCCCGAAUAUUCCAGCUCUUUCCGCACGGAACGGGAAAUCCAGAAUACUUUCCCCCCUAAAAUAAACAAGAAGAAAAGGAAGAAAAAUAAAAUAAAAUAAAACGCCGAGAAGCCGCUUGAAAAUCUCCAUUGAACUAAAACCUAAAGAAGGGGAGAAAAUAGGAGAAAAGGCCCAAAAGACAACAACAGAAGCCCUGCCCCUCCUUGUUUUCAAGAGAAAUCAACGCUUCCACCCGUCCUUCCCUUCUCGCUACGGUCCCUCCCACAAGGAACAAAUCGCCAAGGGGUUUUUCUUUCUUUUUUGAGGAAAUCAAAAUAUUAUAUCAAUCAAAGCCUUGUCCGCUCCUCUUUGUUCCGCUCUCUACAACGCAGAUAGAAGCAGGAAGUGUGGAUUUAGGAGCAAAAACAACGAGUUUCGACUUUCGAUAUUUCCUAAUUCCUAGGUCCUCUUCCGCCACGAAUUUCUUUUGAACACUUUUUUUUUUAGAGAAAAAGUCCUUCCCUUUACCUCACAUCAUUUCUGCACCAUAUAAAGCGAGCAGCAUAUAUUGUCAUCAUGAGUGUCGUUGGCAUAGAUUUCGGUUCUCAAUCGACGAAGAUCGGCGUUGCUAGGAAUAAGGGGAUCGAUAUUAUCACGAAUGAAGUCUCUAAUCGGUCUACACCAUCCCUAGUUGGGUUCGGCCCCAAGAGUAGAUACAUCGGUGAGGCCGCUAAGACACAAGAGAUCUCCAACCUGAAGAACACCGUCGGCACCCUGAGACGUCUGGCUGGCCGUUCUUUCAAGGACCCCGAUGUCCAGGUCGAGCAGGACUAUAAUACUGCCACCUUAAUCGAUAUCAAUGGUGAAGCUGGCGCUGAGGUGUCCUAUCUGGGCAAGAAAGAACAGUUUACUGCUACCCAGCUAGUGGCUAUGUUUCUGACCAAAAUUAAAACAACCGUCGCUUCUGAACUGAAGCUCCCCGUCGCAGACGUUGUGUUAAGCGUACCUCCGUGGUUCACGGAUGCCCAGCGCCGGAGUCUACUAGAUGCUAGCGAAAUUGCCGGUUUGACAUGUCUGCGCCUCAUCAAUGACUCCACUGCUAUUGCUCUCGGUUGGGGUAUCACGAAAUUCGACCUACCUUCUGCUGAGGAGAAGCCCAGGCGGGUUGCCUUUGUUGAUAUCGGACAUAGCGACUACACUUGCUCCAUUGUUGAGUUCCGCAAGGGAGAACUAAACGUCAAGGCCACGACAUAUGACCGCCAUUUUGGAGGCCGUAACUUCGAUAAAGCUUUGGUCGACCAUUUCGCCAAGGAAUUUAAAGAAAAGUUCAAGAUUGAUAUCAGGACUAACCUGAAGGCGUGGACCCGGACUCUAGCUGCUGCGGAGAAGCUAAAGAAGAUCCUCUCCGCAAAUGCCUCCGCACCCAUGAGCAUUGAGUCCUUGAUGGACGACGUCGAUGUCCGCAGCUUCGUCAAGCGCGAAGAACUCGAAGCAAUGAUCCAGCCCCUUUUGGAUCGUGUCACCGUACCUCUCGAGCAGGCCCUUGCCGAGGCGAAGCUAAAACCAGAAGAUAUCGAUUCCAUCGAAAUGGUAGGCGGCUGCACCCGUAUCCCCAUCAUCAAAGAGAAGAUCAGCGAGUUCUUUGGCAAACCGCUCUCCUUCACGCUCAACCAGGACGAAGCUGUUGCCCGCGGCUGUGCCUUCAGCUGUGCUACUCUCUCUCCCGUAUUCCGCGUUCGCGACUUCUCCGUCCACGACAUCGUGAACUAUCCCAUCGAGUUCACGUGGGAGCAGGCCCCCGAAAUCCCCGAUGAGGCCACCUCUUUGACCGUUUUCAACAAAGGCAACGUUAUGCCAUCGACCAAGAUUCUCACUUUCUAUCGCAAGCAACCGUUCGAUAUCGAGGCGCGAUAUGCAAAGCCGGAGGGAUUGCCUGGCAAGGCAAACCCGUGGAUCGGCCGUUUCUCCGUCAAAGGUGUGACACCAAACCCCGACGGCGAUUUUGCUACCUGCAAAUUGCGAGCUAGGCUCAACCUGCAUGGUAUCCUCAAUAUCGAAUCUGGAUAUUACGUGGAAGACGUGGAAGUCGAAGAACCAAUUCCAGAGAAAGAAGGCGAAAAAAACGUGUUUUCUAACAUGAGAAAACUCUGGAAACAGGCCAUGGAUACGGAUGCGCCCAACGGCGAGGCCGCAGAGGCUAAGCCCAAGAUGCGCAAGGUCAAAAAACAGGUGCGCAAGGGUGACCUCCCCAUCUCGUCCGGCACUGCAGGCCUCGACGACUGGCUCUACGAGGACGGCGAAGACACCACCAAAGCCGUUUACAUCGCCAAAAUGGAUGAGAUCCGCUUCGUCGCGGGCCCCAUUAUUCAGCGCCACGCGGACAAAGUCGAAGCUGAGCGCAUGGCUGCCCAGAAGGCGCAAGAAGAGGCGGCUGCGAAGAAACGCGCGGAACAGGAGGCGGCCAAGAAGAACGCAGCGCCUGCAGCAGCUGAUACGGAGAUGAAGGAUGCGGACUCCGCGUCUCCUGGGGCCGGGGAUGAGCCAAUGCCAGAAGUUGAGGAGGCUUCGUGA
Molecule: messenger RNA, 2644 nt
Organism: Histoplasma capsulatum G186AR
Lineage: Eukaryota; Fungi; Ascomycota; Eurotiomycetes; Onygenales; Ajellomycetaceae
Product: hsp88-like protein
Exons: 6
Coding region: 650-2644 (664 amino acids)
Biological process (GO): protein folding
Cellular component (GO): cytosol; nucleus
Molecular function (GO): ATP binding; ATP-dependent protein folding chaperone
Source: RefSeq, a predicted model, not a curated record